GAUAAUGAACGUCCAAGCACGAGGUGCCAUUGGAGCAAUCUUCUUCCUGAGCUCAACGGACGUCUCAACCGCAGUGAAUCGAAGCAUCAGCUUUCCUGAGCCCAUUUGGAUUGGUGAAAAUGCCCUGCAACAUGGAACAGUGGCCAGGCUUCUCGGCGACCCCCUGACGCCUGGUUACCCCUCGCACGGUGGCCUGCAUCGGCUGAGCGUGCAAGACUCGGGCCUACCCUCCAUCCCAGCACAGCCGAUAAACGAGUGCGACGCCCGAGACAUAUUUCGGUUCAUGACGGAAGUAGCAUGUCCUGAGCAGUGGGAUCCCAACUUGAAUGUCCCGUGCGGCCUUGUUUUGGAGAGCGGCACGACGCUCGGGAUAACGACGCACAACGACAUCACAGUCUCCACAGUCGAGAACGUCAUCGGCAUGUGGAGAGGAAACAUCGAACCAGACCGGCUGGUGGUACUGGGCGCCAGGGUCUCGCGGACGGUGACCAACCCAAACCUCCAGAACCAGUGGUUUCCCGUAAGCCAGCUUUUGCAGCAGACCAUCGCCUUCCGAGCCUUGCGCCUCAUGGGAUGGAGUCCGCGGCGCAGCCUCGCCUUCGUGCUCUGGCAGUCGGACGAGCACGGCGCCCAGGGCUCCGCCGAGUGGGUCGAGGACCGCGCCGGCCUGCUCCGCAAAGGGGGCGUGCUCUACGUGGACAACAGUCGGGUCACAGGAAGUCUGUUCGAACCACACGCAUCUCCGGGCCUGUCUUCAUCGCUGAGAGAAGUAGCAAACCUGGUGCAUCCAGAUGGACGGGAGAAAACGCUGAAGUCUACCUGGCAGUCGCGACCUCACACCCUGAAAGACAUCAACGGGGAAGCAAUGGCGCUGCCUGUGACCGGCCAUUCAGACGACGGCCCGUUCGCCUUCGCUGCGGGAAUGCCUACCCUCGCUGUGUCCUUCAGUGACCCCGCGCGUCCGUACGGCAUGUGGCCCGCUCACCGCAUGGUAUCCACCAACUCCACAGAACUCACAAGUGCGCUGAGGACAGCGACGCAGGUCGGCGCGCUGAUGGCUCGCAUGUGGGCCGACCGAGAGGUGCUGCCCUACGCGCCGGCAGAAAUGGCGUGGUGGCUCACCGACGCUCUCGAACGCUUUGAGCGCCGACAUGCUGAUACGCUUCGCAACCGUGGCCUGAGCAUCGAGUCGGCAAAGCGUCUUGCGAAGACAUUUCACAAAGCGGCGGAGAGUUUUAUGCACUACGUCGCUGAAGCACCCCGCGCCAACCCCCUCAUCACGUGUAUGAUCAAUGACAUCAUGACUAGUAUGGAGAAGGUGUUUACCAUCCCGGGAGGUGUACCGACAAGGCACAUCACUCACAGGAACAUCCUGUACUCGCCCGAAGGCAUUCCCUUUCCCGGCCUCGAAGAUGUGCUUAGGCUGAGCCCCGUCAACAAAGCAGCGUUCAGAAAUCAUCUGGCCCUCCUCAUGGAAAGCAUCAUACAGGCUACAGAACUAAUGACUGUAACCCCUUUUUAAAAUUAGCACUCGCCCGCCAGAACCGGAAGACCCACUGGAAAUAAAA
Messenger RNA from Dermacentor silvarum, 1568 nucleotides. Its product is annotated as glutamate carboxypeptidase 2-like. The coding region runs from base 5 to 1522 and encodes 505 amino acids. The record is from RefSeq and is a predicted model, not a curated record. Lineage: Eukaryota; Metazoa; Arthropoda; Arachnida; Ixodida; Ixodidae. Gene Ontology annotation, molecular function: carboxypeptidase activity. The transcript is spliced from 12 exons.